GUGUCGGACGGCCCAUUUCCGGGUUCCAUGCGAGCUAACGAUGAACUCCUAAACAGGCGAGAGAGUACAUCUUCGCCUGCAGCUCAACACUGGACAGAAAAUGCUGUAGUUUCGAUCUGAAAUCGCGGAUAAAGUGGGCAGACGUUACCGAAAAAGGCACUCCCACACUUCUAUCGUAUAGCGGGCGGGUGUUUACAUUAUCAGAAGUACUUUGCAGCUAAUUAGCGGACGGUGCUGACACUGACAGCUGGCCCAGGAAUACACUUUUCUGCUAGCUAUCUUCAGCUAACUUCUGCUAGCUAACUUUAGCUGCGACUGGCUAGUUUUGCUACCUAACUUCUGCUCGCCGACUUUAACCAACUUUAGCUACUGUUGCUAGCCAACUUAAGCAAGUGUUGCUGGAUAACUUUAGCUAGCAGGUAGCAACUUGCGCUAGCCUGCGCCGCGACCAAGCCUCUUGGUUAGCAGGCUACAUUUGGGGCUAUUUCCAUGCUAGCGUAAGCGUGGGUCAACAUUCGUAAUAUUAUACUGUGACAACACUUCCACUAUGGACACUGGGAUCUUUUGCCACAGCAACAUUUUCCAUUCAUGUUGGUUCUGAGGACGAGGUUGUCCACCCCCUGUAAUUUAAGGUGUAUCUCACCAUGGCCCAAUCCUAUGCCAAAAUAAGUACAAGUUGAGCCGUGACCUACUUCAGACCUCACGGUACUGUAAUCUUGCGAGAGUGUUCUACCUCCACAGUGAGUCGGUGAACCCCCUGACUCAGAAGUGCCAAGACCAGCAUGCCCCCUCCUCCCCCCCCUCCCCCGGGGCCUCCGCCUCCUCCCGCUCCUCCCACCUUCAGCCAGGCAAACACGACGCCUCCCAAGUUGAAUCGCGAUGGUACCAAGGACAGAGGAGCUCUGCUCUCAGACAUCUGUAAAGGUGCCCGGCUCAAGAAGACCGCCAUCAACGACCGAAGCGCACCGGUCAUAGAGAAAUCAGGAGGUGGAGGUGGAGGAGGUGGAGGUGGAGGAGGUGGAGGAGGAGGAGGAGGAGGAGGAGGUUUUGGAGGAGGAGGACCAAUGCCAAUGGGAGGUCUUUUCCAAGGAGGCGUGCCCAAAUUGAGACCAGUUGGAGACGGAACGGUGGGUCGCUCCGCGCUGCGCCCCCCAGCCUCCCGGCCCAGUGCCCCCCGCCCCCCCUCCGGCCGUUCCUCCUCCCCCUCCCCCCCUAUUGAGCCCAAGCCUGCCCCGCCCGACCACCAGCGCUCCCACCGCCCCUCCCUCCCGGACCUCUCCCGCCCCCCUAGUUCCUCCUCUGGCUCGUCCCACUCCUCCGGGGGCGGCAUGAAGAACAGCACCUCGGCCCCGCCGCCUCCGCCGCCCUUCAACCGCGGCGGGGGCGGCGGGCGCUCCAACCCUCCCCCGGAGAGGACCCAGAAGGCCCCCGCCCUCCCGUCCUCCCACCACAGCCGAGAGAAACCCCUCCCCCCCACGCCUGGCCGAGGCCCCUCCUACAGCCCCUCGGCCCCGCCCCCUUCCAUGAAGCCACCUUCCUCCUCCUCCUCCUCCUCCAGCAGACCCUCCCCCACGGGGGGCUCCUCGGCGCCUCCCCCUCCUCCCCCCUACCGCCAUCCCCCGGGGGGAGGGUCCAACGGGCCGAGCCACGUGGACGGGGCUCCGGAGCUGCCCCAGCGCCAGAACUCCCUGCACAAGAAGACCCCCAACAGCGGAGGCUCGCACGGACGCACCCACGCCCCCCCGCCUCCACCCUCGCCCUCCCCCGGCCCGCAGGGUGGCAGACCCCCUCCGCCCGCCAGGGAGCCACCGGGCCGCAGAACAGCUCCUCAGGCUCCCCAUCCAGGCACCCGCAACGGCGGCGGUCGGGACGCCCCGCCCCCUCCACCUCCCUAUCGCGGCCACAGCUCAGGUUCCUCCGAGCCUCACAGCAGGGGGGGUAGCAAACCUCCUCCUCCACCCUCCCUCUCCUCCUCCUCCCUCUCCUCCCUCUCCUCCUCCCGCACCCCGGCCGUUCCUCCCCCGCCGCCGCCUCCCCUCCGCAACGGCCAUUCCAGCUCCUCCUCCAAGUCCAUCGUAGAUGACUUUGAAUCCAAGUUUAACUUCCAUCCUGUUGAAGACCUCCCCCCACCAGAGGAGUACCGGCCCUUCAGCAGGGUGUACCCCAGCAAGGGCACCAAGGGUAUGAUGCGAGGAGCCCCCCCAGCGCCCCCUGUAGGGAGGUGAGCGCGUGGCAUCCUCUGCUCCACCACACCAGGACUCAACUCACUUUGACCAAUCACAGGACAUAUGGGGGUGGGGGGGGUGGUUUAAGUGUGUAGACACGCACACUUAGCACACAACACUAAAGACACACUUGACACUAAAGACACACCAACACACAUUUGACACACCAACACUAAAGACGCACAUCAACACUUGAGACAAACACACUAAACACAAAAGACUAAAGAGCCACACACUAAGGUAAUGGGACAGCAAGACACUAAAGACACGCUGCAGAGCUACACUGAACACCAGCUGGAGGCAUGCAUGGGUUUGAGGAAACGUCUCCUGAAUGCCGCGGACUAUCGUCCGGGUGCUGACCCGCUGCACUGUGACCAUGUGACCAUGUGACCCUGGUCGUCACGCCACACUGACACUGAGGACCUACAUCGGAAGAAGAAAAACAGAAAAAGUAAACCCAAUGCAUUCCCUUCUGUUCCUCUCUCCUUGAGACUCAUUCCAUGAAAAUGUUCUGAUUAUGUUUUGUAUACUGCGUUCCCUUCAGCCCUCCAGGGUACUAUUAUCUUAGCUGAGUGAUGCUUCGACCCUCCUGGGCCGCCACCAGUGGCUGGGAGCCCCAUUGAGGAUUUAUUAUUUCCUUUUUGUUCUUUUGUUUAGAAUCUAUGAUUGAGUUUGUCUUUGAUAGCCAUUCCAGUAGUGCCAGGGAGGAGGAGGAGGAGGUGAGGAGGGGUUGUGACCAAGCAACCAAGUGCCAAACGUGUGCAUAGUGAGCCAAGCAGGUCCGUUGACGACAUGUAUGUAAAAUCCUCUAUCAGACUAGCAUUAUGUAGAAUACCUGCAUGCUUCAAGAAAUUCCCAAUAUAUUACUAUCUAUGUAAAUGCAUCAUCACACACACACACAAUAUAUAUAUAUAUAUAUAUAUAUAUAUAUAUAUAUAUAUAUAUAUAUAUAUAUAUAUAUAUAUAUAUAUAUAUAUAUAUAUAUAUAUAUAUAUAUAUAUAUAUAUAUACACAAACAAAACUUUCAUAAGAAAUGUGUUUUUGUCAACUCGACUGUGCCCCUGCAGGCUUGCUGCCAUCUGGUCUUUAAGAAACAGCAUGGGGAGUAGGGGUAGCUACAGAACAGCCAAUCAGGCUCUGUUUAAACACGGCUUGCUUCCUGUUGGGGGAGCAGAUGCCGAAGGGAAGAAACACAUGAACACGCACACACACGAUAGCUCUUCCAGAAGUCUUAUUUUAUAUUUUAUCACCUGCAAUAUCUGACCGUACUUGUGCUGCUGGUGAAGACAGAAUUUCAGGUGUUUAGAUUGUUGUGAUUAUUGCUAUGCAAGGAAUGUUGUGACGAUAUGACGCUCAUCGCUGAGAACCCCCAGAGGCUCCAGGGCUCCAGGGGUCUGUGGGCGCAGAGCUCUUCGUCCCCCGUGGUCUCUUCCCUGCUCUUCGUCUACACACACUACUUCUUAUUGGAUUUCCGCUCCUCUGAACGGGAAACCAUUCAAUGGAGCAGAACCUCUCGCUGGUCCUUGCCUUAUACCUUGACCUAACGACCGGUUCCAGCGAAACAGGGCUCCGUUAUGUUUUUAUCACGUCUUCGUCGUUUGUCAGGGGACUCCAGAGGAGGGGCUUGGUGGGGCGGGAGAGACUAAAAUAAUCGAUUAUAUUUGAAAAAUGCAAGAAAAUAUUGUAUAUUUACAUUAAAGCUAAUGAAUAUGAUAACCAUAGUUAUUGAUCUAUUUUUUAUGUUGUAAAAAGCUUGUAAUAUAGGAACAAAAAUGGGGGGGAAGGGAAGUCAUGGAGUGACAGGGGCUCAGCCCCGUAGCCCCGCCCCUAGGGAGGACUAGCAGCACUGCUCUGAGUGGAUGAGAUGGUGAAGGGUGUGUCUGCAGAUGAAUGGAUGAAUGCUGGGUGAGAAGGUAUGGAUCAGGAGAGUGAGUGCAGCUAGGGUUGUGAAGUGACGGUUUGGUCUAGUUGUUCCUCACUCUGUCACGCUGUCGGCCAUGUUAUGUUAAUCAGCCAUCUUUUAAUCAUGUGAUCAAUUGAAAUAAACAUGUAUUUUGGGGAAAAGGG
Molecule: messenger RNA, 4292 nt
Organism: Gadus macrocephalus (Pacific cod)
Lineage: Eukaryota; Metazoa; Chordata; Actinopteri; Gadiformes; Gadidae
Gene: wipf2a
Product: WAS/WASL interacting protein family, member 2a
Exons: 9
Coding region: 783-2225 (480 amino acids)
Molecular function (GO): actin binding
Source: RefSeq, a predicted model, not a curated record